Messenger RNA from Linum trigynum, 792 nucleotides. The record is from the annotation of a GenBank genome assembly. Lineage: Eukaryota; Viridiplantae; Streptophyta; Magnoliopsida; Malpighiales; Linaceae.
GAACUCCGGCGACACUUCCCAAGAAAAAGGGUAGCAGAAAUAAAGAUGGGGAUUUCGCCGUCGAAACAGGCGGAAACCACUCUCAGCAGCUCGUCGGCGUUCACCGCCGCCUGCGAAUCGGCGUAUUCCCACUGCCUUUCCCUAACCCAGCACGCCUUCCCAGGCGUCCUUCCCUACCAACUCCCGACUGCCUCCGAUCAAAUCCACUCCACUCUCACCACCACUGACAAAAUCCCACUCAUCGUCAAUUGGGUCCCCACGCCGCCGACCCAGGCCCAAGUGGACUCAGCUCUCAAGGUCGUUGCGGCCCUCCGACGAGCCCCUAAGAACCCGGCCCAACAGGAGGCGGAGGCGCCGGAGGAAGAGCCGAUGACGCUGGGAGCGGAGGAGUUUAAGCAGUGGGCGGUGGUGCUGUUCGCGGAUGCCGUGGCGGAGAAGGCUGGGAAGGCUCUCCUGCAGCGUGUGCCGAUUGGAGUGGCCGGGAUAGUUGGGAUUGGGGCGGUGGCGAGGCCCGGGAAGAAUCUGGUAGGGGCGGCGAUUGGAGUCUACGCGCUCGGGGUCGUGACUUCCGUUUACCUGAGUUUGUCCGGCUAAACGUCCGUUUGUUUGUGUCAGUAGCCAGCCAAUAACUAGUUGACAUAUGUCUCUUCUUGUGAUAAUUUUAAUAUUUUAUGUAUAGUGAAUCAACGUCGUCGAUUAAAAUAUAUGAGGCUCAGGUUAUACCGCCAUUUCCUGCAAUCCAAUCAAACGGAGCCGCCGGCCAAUCAAAUGCAAUUAAAACAUGAUUACGAU